Messenger RNA from Pundamilia nyererei, 7116 nucleotides. RefSeq names its product potassium voltage-gated channel subfamily A member 1-like. The transcript has 2 exons. The record is from RefSeq and is a predicted model, not a curated record. The coding region runs from base 718 to 2193 and encodes 491 amino acids. Gene Ontology annotation, molecular function: protein binding; delayed rectifier potassium channel activity. Gene Ontology annotation, biological process: action potential; potassium ion transmembrane transport; protein homooligomerization. Gene Ontology annotation, cellular component: dendrite; voltage-gated potassium channel complex; juxtaparanode region of axon. NCBI's taxonomy places the organism in Eukaryota, Metazoa, Chordata, Actinopteri, Cichliformes, Cichlidae.
AAACCCAAAACAGAUUUCUGCUGAUGCAGUGAUGUCUGGAAAUGUCAAGGGCUCGCUUAUUGCCCCUUAAUGUAUCUCCCCCCCCGAACUGCAGUGCAAGAUUUUCUCCUGCGGUAUACAGCGAGCUGCUCACAGCACCGUGCCGCCAACGCCGCAGCUUUGCGAUCCUCUCUCCCUUUUUUUUUUAUUUCGCUCAUUUUCCAUCUCAGGCUCCCCUCACUACCCCAUUUCAAGAAUUCUUUUCUUUAAAAACCUGAUUUUGUAUCGUGCUUUACUGACACAGUUUGGAUGGAGAUGGGCACAGUGAGGUUCUAGGAUUUUUCUUCUUCUUCCUCUCCUUCUUCUUCUUCUUCUUUUUGCUGGUACAAUGUGAAGUUGCCACAUGACACCCACUGGCGCGCUGCUGUUGGGUGAUUUUACUCGAGGAUAAGACGCAUUCAAGACGUUUUCAAGAUCAAACCACGAGGCAGCAGCAACAAUAGCUGCAGAUGCACCGGAGAGGAGCAAUGGUCAAGCCAGCAAGAACCACAGUGGAGCCGCACUGAGGCAAAGCAGCCAGCCCCCCCCCUAGUAUCUGGGGACGUCUCCAACAGUUUCAGGGGUGCGGGGAGCUGAGGAGUGGAAAAUUUCCUCCCAAUCCUGAAUGCCUGCUCAGCCAGACUAACCAACACCCCAGCAAAAUUCCUCCCCCUCUUUUAAUCACCUCCUCGUCCCAAAAUGACCGUAGUAGCGGGCGAUAAUAUGGACGAGACCUCAGCUGUCCCUGGCCACCCUCAGGACACCUACCCCCCUGACCACACUGACCACGAGUGCUGCGAGAGGGUGGUUAUCAACAUAGCCGGUCUUCGUUUUGAGACGCAGCUGAAAACGCUCUCCCAGUUUCCGGAGACGUUGUUGGGCAACCCGAAAAAGAGGAUGCGGUACUUUGAUCCUCUGAGAAAUGAGUACUUCUUCGACAGAAACCGUCCCAGCUUCGAUGCCAUCCUUUAUUACUAUCAGUCUGGGGGGAGGCUGAGAAGACCGGUGAAUGUCCCCUUGGAUAUGUUCUCAGAAGAAAUCAAAUUUUACGAGCUGGGAGUAGAGGCGAUGGAGAAGUUUCGUGAGGAUGAGGGCUUCAUCAGGGAGGAAGAGCGUCCUUUACCCGAGAAGGAGUUCCAGCGUCAGAUUUGGCUCCUCUUCGAGCACCCAGAAAGCUCGGGCCCUGCCAGGGGAAUUGCCAUAGUGUCCGUGAUGGUGAUCCUGAUUUCAAUAGUUAUAUUUUGUUUAGAGACUUUACCACAACUGAAAGAGGAUCCAGCAGGCCGAAUAGAGAGAGUGGGGAACAUUACAAUUUAUUAUAAGCCCGACAUCCUUACUGACCCCUUCUUCAUCAUCGAGACUCUCUGUAUAAUCUGGUUCUCCUUUGAGUUGAUAGUACGCUUCCUAGCAUGCCCGAGCAAACCGGCCUUCUUCAAGAACAUGAUGAACACGAUUGACAUAGUGGCCAUCAUCCCUUACUUCAUUACACUUGGCACUGAGCUGGCUGAAGACCCAGAAAACGAGGGGGUGGGAGAGCAGGCAACAUCUCUGGCCAUACUCAGGGUGAUCCGUCUGGUCAGGGUGUUUAGGAUCUUCAAGCUGUCACGACACUCCAAAGGACUCCAGAUUUUGGGACAGACCCUCAAGGCCAGCAUGCGAGAGCUAGGACUGCUGAUCUUCUUUCUGUUCAUUGGAGUCAUCUUGUUCUCCAGUGCUGUCUACUUUGCUGAGGCAGAGGAGCAAGAUUCGCACUUUGGCAGCAUCCCGGAUGCAUUUUGGUGGGCUGUUGUGUCCAUGACAACUGUGGGCUAUGGGGACAUGGUCCCGGUCACUAUAGGAGGCAAGAUUGUUGGAUCUCUGUGCGCCAUCGCUGGAGUGUUGACAAUUGCUCUCCCAGUGCCUGUCAUCGUGUCCAACUUCAACUACUUCUACCACAGGGAAACAGAGGGAGAAGAGCAAGCCCAGCUGCUCAACGUCAGCACUCCCAACAUCCCGUCUGAAACCAACUCCAGCCGCCGUAGUUCGUCUACCGUCAGCAAAUCAGAGUACAUGGAGAUUGAUGGAGACAUAAACAAUAGCAUCGAUAACUUUAGGGAGGCAAACCUCAGAACUGGCAAUUGCACUAUAGCCAACCAGAACUGUGUAAACAAAAGCAAGCUGCUUACUGAUGUUUAGACACUAGCUAGGAAUUUUAGUCUCUCUACGAGACUGUUAUAGAUGGAGUAGACCGUAAGUUAGGAAUGCUUCAUUUACCUCCCCAAAGCACUCUAUGGCAUUAGGCCUGCAAUUAUGCUCAGCUAUACCGAAAGGAAGCAGAAAAAAAACAAAACAAAGCUGUUAGAGUACAUGACAGGUAGAAAGAAUUAUUAUUCUGAUACUACAAAUAUAUAGUCACAUCAGAGAGAAACAUUGAUCAUUACACACACACCAGGCUCCCUCGAGGACCCAGAGCACACGCCGUCUUCUCAGACCACAGUGUGAUAAUUAAAAUCUUAUAUGCAUGGAGUACAGAUAACAUUUCAGCAAGUUGCACAACCCACCAGAAAUGACUGCAGACAUGCAAGCAUCUGCGGCCAAAUGGUAAGCGCCAAAAAAAGUUAGGAGACCUCCCCCCGCCACCCCCACCCACACACACCCUCCCUCCAUUCCCCGUUCUCUCCGCAAAGGAUCUUCUACUCGGCAAAGCACCUUAUAGGAGGAAGACUGAUCUCUCUUGUUUGGAUAUAAACAGACGGCGAUCUACUUGCUUCACAGACAUCUGCAAUGCUGCUGUUUCAUUUUUGUUUAGUUUCGUUUUUUUCCUCAGCAGUUGCUGUAAUUGUGUCAUCACCAAGUGAUUCAAUGCCAUGCCCUUUAGACGCGACACAGCACAAUGAGAACGUGAGCUUCACAUGAGCAUGAUUAGAGACUUUCCAUUUUGAUAUCGGCAUGCACAAGACAUAUCUCACAACACCGGAAAGGAUGUUCUUUUGGAUAGCUGCCUCCAUUCCCUCCUACAACCCCCCACCCUGCCCCUCUUCCAUUCUGUUUUCACACCGAGUGCACUGGAUGAGUUUUUGGUUCGAAAAUGCAAAUCAUUUAGAAGUAUAGAAAUUGAAUGUUAAAUCUUAAGGGAACAGUACAUAAAUGAGAUCAUAGCAUGAAAAAAAAGUAACCUGCAUUAUGGUCUGUCAACUAAGGUACUUUUGUAUCCUGGUAUAUUUAAUGCAUGACGUGAGUAUACAGCUUGUUGCUAAAUCUUGGCACUUUGUGGUGCCCUAUUGUCAGGAAAACUAAGGAAAUCAAAUUCUGGAUGUCUCUGAAUUGUGGUCAAAUAUAUCCGAACCUACCUUCAGGAUGCAGAGUUUAUCAUUUAAGAGUAGGCAAAGAAACUGAAUAAAUAUUAUCAAAAAAGCAUAUAAUCCUAAUAAGCACCGAUUACUGUAUUAGUCAGUAGUGCACUGCAUGGACCUUCUUUUUUGACAACAGAACAGAUUAAAGUCAUGCUUCUGUCUCCAUCUCCAAUUUAGGUCAUGCUGGUUUUGAAUCCACCGAGAAGGAUAUUUAUCAGAAAUAUAUUCUGACUUUAGUUGCUAGUGCCUUUCCCCCUUUCAUCAACAGGACCAGUGAAAGUGCCUCUGUGUUCAGCGGUGUUUGUGUGGUUGUGCAGAGCUGGUCCACCUUCUGUCUUAGUGUUGAAACCGUGUUUGCUAUGAUGCUAUGAUGCCAGGUGAGCAGGUGAUUUGGGUCAAUAUGAUAGGAAAAAAAAAACAGAUCCAUGCUGUCAUGCACAAACCCGAUUUUAUGCUGUCAUGCACUUAUUUAUACCCUUGAGCAGCAAUGUAUUGUACUCUGCAUGUUUACCACUCCACUUCAAAAGGGAAUAUCCAUUGUUUUGUUUUUCAUGCUUUUCUUUGUGCACCAUGCAUCCUUUCAAGGUCUCUACCUCAGUGAGGUCAUUGCAAACACACUGCAGAGCUGCAAGCUUCGACGCAGGGUUUCCUAUACCAUAAUGCAAAAUGGAACCUUAAGUGUAAACUGCAGUCAUGCAAUAUUGAAUGUGAGAGUCCCAAAGCAUAGCCUUUACACAAGCACUUAGGGUAAAUAGUGUACCACAAUCCUGCUCCUUUUUUUCACUCAAAGCUACGCACAAUCAGAACGCGUUUGUAGUUUGUAGAGAUUGCCUGACUCUCCUAAUGGGAUGAGGUCGACUUUUUAAUGUGUCCGUUUCUUUGAAACAGUGCCAUGUCAAGUUACCGUAGUGUCACAGGAAAAUUAGCGAAUGUGUUUAAAAACGGCAGAGAAGUUGAAUCUAGUUUUAAAAGCUGUCACACUGAAAUUUUUGGGCAAUGUGAUGCACAGCAAAGUGAAGCCCAUCUCUUUGCACAGUUGUUUUAUUCUGCUGCGUAAGUCCUUAUUUUUCUUUACUAGUGAGAUUUUCCUUUCUUUUUGCCUGUGCUUGUUCAUUCGUCGUGCAUCGUUUCUCAGCAUAUUGUUCCAGACAAGCAGACUGCAGAUAGAGUAGAACAAAAUGUACUUGAAAUUCUCCAGCUACUGUACAUCAACCUACACUCAGUAUUGAGAAUAAUUUCUCUGAAUGAUAGCUAGAUUUUAUACUGUACUGUAUGCUAUUGUUAUUUUUGUUUUGCCUUGUUUCCUUUUACAUUUAGCACACUCCUGACAGUAUCCUGUAAAAAGAAAACACUGCAGUGCUACUUGAAUGUCAGAGUUGUUUGGUUAUUCUUUGCGGUGCUAGUACACGGCUACCGUUCUUGUUUUGCUCCCUUAACACGUUUCCUGCGGCUGAAGCAAGCCUUCCUGAAUCAUUUUGGAAAAGAUGAUUUCCUUCUCAGUAAUUUAUCUUCCUCUCUGUUAUGUUGUUGGUGGCUGGUUGAGUAGUUUGCGGCACUGUCCGUCAUUUCAUUUGGGACUGAUCUCUGUACUGUACUGAUGAAGCGUGUCCACCUCAGGCACGGCAAAUGUCAGUAAAUGCAAAAAAAAAAAAAAAAAUUAGAACGAUAUCACUCUAUCUAGGAUUUCUCGUAAAGAAUACAAAAAAUAUAGCAAUUUCUUACAUGCAGCUACCCAGAAAUCAUUGAAGGAUUGCAUGAAACGCCAACACGAGGGGAUGAAGAUACAAGUGAUUGCCCUCACAUUUACAUUACUGUCACUACUCCUGCUUUGAGGGCAUGUGUGAAUGGUGCUACACAUUCAAAUACCCAACUGAAACAUCCAUUCUUAACAGCAAUAGAAUAAGAGGUAACCUGUUCCUUAAAAGCUUUUUGUAAAAAUGGGAACACAACUUUGAAUGUCAGAAAAACACUUGACAGAUACAACAGGGCUGCUUAUGUACCAACCUCUUGUCUUUCGUUCUGAGAUUUUUGCAAAGGUCAGAGGGGUCAGCUGUAGAGGCUGACAUUUUCUUGUGAGAAAUCCAAAUGUAGGCUUUGCAGCAGUGGCCGUUCCCACUGAGCUCCCCGGUCGGACUGAAGUUUCGCUGCGAGGAACAAAGCCGCCCGAAGGGUUCAGUCAGACUUAUAGCAAAGUCCCAAAGGAAGAGCCUAGAGCACACUUACAGAGAAUCAGCUGUUAGAGAGAAAGACAGAGAAGGUGCCUAAAUUAUUUUACAUCCUCAUUUGUUUAGCUUCCUGUCAGAUGCUAUGCUUCUGCAAACAAACAUGAGUGAGAAGAUCUUUAAAAAAAACAUUUAAUUAAGAAAAAAAUAUCACAAAAUGUCAUGAGAAUAACAUGCAGUUUAGCUACAGUAAGAUAAAGUAACCAAUAUAUACUACAAUUAUAUAUGAGAAACAAUUUUAAAGUGUGUUCCUAGUUUCCUUUGUUUUGUUUGACUUGUGGUGGCACCGUAACAUGAAUGAUUUAGGAAGAACAUGCCUUAUACUGGAAUAUCAAAACAAAAUGUUCCUCCAAGUAAGCCAUGAUAAUGAAACUACUGUAUUAUGACCACGUGCUUUACACUAGAUGAUAUGGACAAGAAGUGUACAAACUAUAUAUAUUUAAAAAAAAAAAAAAAAAAGUUUGUCUUUUUGGUUCCAAGAAGAUGAUGAAAAAAAAACCCCACGAUUCAUUCAAAAUCACCACGUUCACAUUUUUUUUUCCAAAUCUCUACUGCUAAAAUGUAUCUCUACAGAAGUCUACUAAUUGCAAAAAACUGCAUGAUUGAUGGAAGAAUGCAUGAGCUUUGCCUUUCAAACUGUGGAUCAACUAUAAUACAGUUGCAUCAUUUAAAAGAAAAAAAAAAAAACAAAAGAAAGAAAACCCUUGCUUUCAUCUGCACCAAGGCUUCCUGUAAGGCCCUGUUCAGAACUUGUCGUGUCCUUUGCUGGAUUUCUUAAAAGCACUUUAGCGCUGACCUCAUCACUGAGACGGCGUUUGUCAGCGUCUGUGCGUGAUGUUCAGGUUGUGCUUGCGAGGCUCUGAAUGUGAGCAAGGACGUCAAGGGCUAGUUUCUUAGACUUUAUCUCCACUGUAGGACUGAAAUCCUCUCUCGAACGACAUUUCGCCCCCUCUGAUCUCAGUCUAAACUGUAACGACAGCGUUGUGGGAAACGUGUCCAGCUUGUCUAAACAGGGCCUGUGCCACACACCCUCCUCUGUACUUCACUGGUUUAAAGGCAUACUUGUUUAUUAAAAGUCUCGAUGUUGGACUGCUUUUUUCCAUUUCUUUUUGCCUGCUUAUAAAGAGGCACUGAACAUGACUGAAUGUUGCGAUGUUGUGUAUCUCACUUGCCAAAGGUGACAAUACUGGGAGAAGUUCUUGUUUGUAUGAGAAUGGCUACGAGUUUGUCUUUUCUGUCAGGACUGUACAUUUAUUCACCGAUGGGGAAGGACCUGUUUUUUUGUUUGUUUUUUUGGAGCAAAGCGCCUAAAGGACUGUUGAACUCGUCUCCUCUUCUUUUCAUCCAGUGAGCGAGCCAAACUCAAAUUGUGUUUGUCCAAUCCAGCCGCCAUUGUCAUGUUGUGUUUACCAAGGGUUAUGCUACAAUGUGUUCAGUUUGUCGGAUGACGACAAAGGCAUGGUCUGUGAUCUAUGCAAGGGUUACUUGUUUUUUUCUUAUAUCACUUAUGAUUUCAUCUGACAUUAACUUCAAUAAAUUUUUAA